AUGGCCUCGUCUGUGAAAAUUGAAGGAUUGUUGGGUAUGUUGACGAUUCAACUUGGUGAGCACAAUUACGCCAAAUGGUCUUUUCAAUUCAAGUCUGUGUUAAAAGGGUACAAAUUGUUCGAUCAUUUUGAUGGCUCUGCCCCUUAUCCAUCGAAAUUUGUGGUUAGUGCAGAAACUGGGGUUACUAAAGAACUUACUAUUGCCUUUCAGGAUUCGGAGACCACAGAUUUGUCACUAUUAAGUUUGUUGAUAGCAACGCUGACUGAUGAUGAUAUAGAGUAUGUUAUAGGGUGUAAGACUGUUGCUGAAGCUUGGACAAAUCUUGAAGAAAGGUAUGCAUCUGUGUCUAGGACGGGUGUUAAUCAUUUGAAAACGGAAUUACAUAUAAUUCAGAAAGGUGGGGAUUCAAUGGAUAAAUACUUGUUAAAGAUCAAGUCAAUAAGGGAUCAGUUGAUGGCUGCUGGGAAUAUGUAUCAAAUAAUGAUGUGA
Molecule: messenger RNA, 489 nt
Organism: Malus domestica (apple)
Lineage: Eukaryota; Viridiplantae; Streptophyta; Magnoliopsida; Rosales; Rosaceae
Source: RefSeq, a predicted model, not a curated record